CACAUUAGACAUCAAGAGGAACUGCCAUGCACUCUCCAGUCACUCUUCUUAUUUAUGCUUUGUGCUUCACAGUCGUUGAAGCUCAAAUCCCAAAUCCUUAUGAAUAUGACUAUGAGGACAACAAGAAGUGCCCUUUGACGGAGUCCAUCAGAGGGGGUACAGUGUCAUACUCUGCUGGAGGAGAGCAAGGGAGUGUACUAACUUAUCAUUGCAAGGAUGGCUACGAACCGCAUCCAGUCAGACAAAGGACGUGCAGCCCUGAAGGGGUGUGGAUUGAACAGGUUUCUUUGGUAAUUUGCCAAGAAAAAGAGGGAGAUUAUGACUACGGGGAUUAUGAGGUCGAAGUGAAGAACUGUUCCAUGUCUGAGGUCAUAGAAGGAGGCAAUGUGUCCUACUCCAAUCUGGGCUUUGAGGGCAGCAUGUUGACUUAUCACUGCCAGGCUGGAUAUUACCCAUAUCCAGUCAGCCAGAAGAUCUGUAACUCCGAGGGACAGUGGUCUGCCAUGGGGCUUCCUUUUGGGAAGCCAGUAACAAAAGCAAAAUGCAAAGAGGUCUUUUGUCCAGCUCAGCUCCAGUUGGACAAUGGUGAAAUCUGGCCUAGGCAACAAUGGUUUCAGGUAGGGGAACAACAGAACUUCUCAUGUCAGGAUGGGUUUGUCCUGCUGGGGUCUGCACAGCGUAACUGCACCCAGUGGGGGACAUGGACUGGGAGCACACCAGUUUGUGAUAACCAAGUCGAUGACUGCCAAAACCCUGGGACUCCACCUGGGGCCACACGUUCUGGAGAGAGGUUCCGUACUGGGGAGAAGGUCCAGUACCGCUGCCACGCGGGACUGGACCUGUUGGGUUCGUCUGAACGAGUGUGUCUCGAAUCCCGAGAAUGGAGUGGGUCAGAACCCCGCUGCUUGGCCCAGUACGCAUUUGAUUCUCCUAGCUCUGUGGCUCAGGCAAUGGGAGGUUCUCUGUCUGGCGUCAUGGAUGUCUCAUCUCCUGAGUUCAAAAAGAAAGAAAGUUUUGGGAGAACUUUUAACAUGGCUGAUGGUCGUAUCAACGUCUUCAUUCUAUUAGACACUUCAGGUAGCAUCACUCAGAAGCACUUUGAUGAGGCAAGAGAUGCUACUGCUAGCCUCAUCCGCAAGCUGGACAGCUAUGAGGUCACAAUGAAGUUUCAUAUCAUCUCAUAUGCCAGCCAGCCAAAAGACAUUGUAAAUAUACAAGACCCCAGCAGUGACAAUGUGGAAUAUGUAUUAGACAAGCUACAGAAGUUCAACCACACAAGUCAUGGGCAGAAGAGAGGCACCAACCUCUACAGUGCUUUGUCUAAAGUGUAUGAGGCCAUGGUCUUCCUCAAGGCGCAGAACAGCAGCAAGUUCAGCGAAACCCAGAAUGUCAUCCUUAUUGAGACAGAUGGCCAUCUUAACAUGGGUGCCCAUCCCAAAAGCGUCCUUGAGAAGAUAAGGGACCUCAUGGGCUACAAAACCAGUGAGAACGACAACACAAAAGAGGAUCUCCUUGAUGUGUAUGUGUUUGGCAUUGGGGACAGUGUGAACAAGAAACAGCUAAAUGCCAUUUCAUCCAGCAAGAGAAAGGAAAAGCAUUUUUUCAUUCUGAAGGACUAUAAACAGUUGGGAGAAGUGUUCAACAAAAUGAUCAGUGAUACAGCAGUGACAACAUGUGGAAUUGCACAGGAGGCCAUCUCAAAAGACUCAUCAGAGAAAUCAUCAAAAAAAACCUACACAAGACCUUGGCAUGUCCAGGUCUAUUGGGAUGACCUCUCAAAAAAAUCCACGACCUGCCAAGGCUCCAUACUGACUGAGAAAUGGGUAAUAACAGCAGCCCACUGCUUGAUGAAACCACAGGAUGGCUUAAGCGUAAAUGCCACUUCUGACAAAGUGACGGUUAAGCAUGGCAAUGGUUCUGUGAGAGCAAGGUCCCUGCACCUGCAUCCACGGUAUAAUAUCCAUGGACUCAAGGCUAAGAACGUUAAAGAGUUUUAUGAUUAUGAUGUUGCACUCAUAGAGGUGGAUGACAUCAAGCUGUCUUGGAAGGCAAGGCCCAUCUGUUUGCCAUGUACAAAACCAUCGAACCAAGCCCUAAAACUCAGUCAAGACUCUACUUGUGAAAAGCAUAAAAGCUCCCUGCUGCAUCUGGAUGAGACCCAGGCCCACUUCAUAAGUAGGGUGUCCAAGGACGAAUACACCCGCAUGCAAACACACAUACAGAGAGGUGUCAAUAGGCAAGAUUGCAUUGAAAAAGCCAGCACUACUUUCUCAUCAGACAACCAAGCCUCUCUCACUGAGGUUGUGACAGACAGGUUUAUGUGCACUGGAGGAUCAAGCUCCUACAAAGAUGCCAUUUCUUGCAAAGGUGAUUCUGGUGGAGCCCUUUUCCUCCGUAAAGGAAUGCGAUAUUUCCAGGUGGGAGUGUUGAGUUGGGGCACCAAAGAUGUGUGUGACAGUAAAGGAAAGGGUCGAACGCACAGAGCAGACGACCCCCCUCAAGAUGCCCGAGACUUCCAUAUUGAUCUUUUCUCCAUCAUGCCGUGGCUUAAACAUCACCUGGGUCAGGAGAUGGAAUUCCUGCCGAUGGAUGGCUGAGAGGUCAAAUGAGGACAAAAGCUUGCAGUUCUAAAACAGAACUUGUGGGGUUUCCUAACAUAUGACAGACAGAAUAUUGUAGCAUGUUAGGGGUAGGUGGGUGGAACUUCUUAGCAUGCCUUGGGGUGAUGGACUGUUACCUCACCCCAGUUCAUUGUCUGAGUCUUUAUAUUGUAUAGACUGCUACAGAUUUAAUUGCAGAUAACAGGCUUGAAACUAUAUUAGAACUGUUAAUGUUUUCACAUUCCACUUAACCCUCUAGCCUAAACGUGAUUCACAGGCACUGUACCUUUUAGAAAAUACAGUCACUGGUUUACUCUUUUGAUAUGACAAGUGUUCAAUCAGUCAUGCAAGGUUUAAUUUUGUAGCUAGACUUGUGCUAAAUCAUUCAGGGACAGUUUGGUGUAUGAAUACAUAUCCUAACUGUAUAUGCAUCAAUAAAUCGCAGUGAGCCAA
This is a messenger RNA of Chanos chanos (milkfish), 3053 nucleotides long. RefSeq names its product complement factor B. Gene Ontology annotation, molecular function: serine-type endopeptidase activity. Lineage: Eukaryota; Metazoa; Chordata; Actinopteri; Gonorynchiformes; Chanidae. The transcript has 19 exons. Gene Ontology annotation, biological process: complement activation; proteolysis; response to bacterium. The coding region runs from base 27 to 2597 and encodes 856 amino acids. Gene Ontology annotation, cellular component: extracellular region; extracellular exosome. The record is from RefSeq and is a predicted model, not a curated record.